AUGGUUUUAUGUUGGCUUCGUUCUGUGUUGUACGAACGAGAGUCUGAUCCUUCAUUAAUAGCUAAAGGGGGAAAAUCCCCCAAAAUUUUGAAGUACCCCGCUCACUCCUCUUCACCUCUACCCUACUCCAUCUACAACGACUCCCCACCUCUAUCCUUUCUCUCUAUUCACCCACCUCUUCACCCACGUCCAACGCCUCCAACAAGAAGCCCUAGGGCCUCCGCCUUCACCCACGUUCUCACAGUCGAUCGUGAAUCAGUUUUCAGGUUAUUCGAAGAUUCAACCAACACGGAGGUGGAGGUUCGUUCAUUAAGUUUCUACCCUCAUCGACACACAAUAGAGGCUGGUUUCGUGGGUUCGUUCACCUUUACACCAACGACGGUGGAGCUAGAGAGAGUUUAUGGUGUGCAGUUAAUGCUAUUCAAAUAUGUUAUUUACCAGCCUCAUCCAGCGAAUCCAAUUCCCCUCCACCUUACUCCAACUCGAUCGGACUCGACUCACUCACUUCUACCCCUCUGGAACCGAUCAAUUGAAGCAAAAAGAGGCAGAUGGAAGGGAGAGGAGCAUGAUAGUUACUAGAGGUGAAUGCAGAAGUAUGUAGGUGUUUAUAUCACAUCAAUGGUGACUUUACCAGUACUCAUUUUUGAACCCAUGAGAAUGCUACAGAAAAUGGCAGAGUUGAUGGAAUACGCCCAUCUUUUAGAGCAAGCAGAUAAUUGUGAGGAUCCAUACAUGCGAUUAGUAUAUACAGGUAAGAAUCAUUACUCUUAAUUCCUUAUACACAUAGACACACACUACGCUGAUACACUCCUCUUUCUAUAUAAAUUUUCAAAACCAUGAAAUCUUUUUUAUUACAACAUCAUGGUUUAUAUCAGUAUAUUAUGCUCUACAACAAACCUGG
Messenger RNA from Lactuca saligna, 901 nucleotides. NCBI's taxonomy places the organism in Eukaryota, Viridiplantae, Streptophyta, Magnoliopsida, Asterales, Asteraceae. The record is from the annotation of a GenBank genome assembly.